GUGUGUGUAUGGAUGGUUCAGCAGUUGAGUCUCCAGCUGCUGAGCGGAGUGGAGCGCGCAGCGCAGCGGACGCGUCAAACUCAACCCUCCGCUGGACUCACGUGUACUUCCAACUCCCAUGUGAAUGACAACCUUUUUUGACCGGAGACAUGGAGGGCCCGCGCCGCACCGUAUCUUUACGGGGACUUGUAUCUAUCCUUUGCCUCACUGCGCUGCUGGAGCCCGGGGUUGCCGGUAUGCCCUCUUUCUUCCCGAUGAGUCAGCUUUGUAAGUUCUGUGAUGUGGAGCCUUCCUCCUGCAGCGGUACAGGCACCUGCAUGUCCAACUGCUCCAUCACAUCCAUCUGCAUAGACAGCAACGAGGUCUGUGUCUCCAUCUGGAGGAAGAACGGGACCGACUUUUCCGUCGAAACCCUGUGCCACGACCCGUCCCAGCCGCUCUACGGUGUAAUGCUGGACGACUACAACAGCUCCGUCUGCGUGAUGAAGGAGAAGAACAUGACGAACGGGAUGGCACACAUCUGCUCCUGUACGGACGAGGACGAGUGUAACAGCCAACUCUUAUUCACCCCCGUCGUGGAUCCAACCUCGGACGAUCCGUUGGUGUCGGUGAUCCUGGUGAGCCUGCUACCCCUGCUGAUGAUGGGGGUGGUGGUUGCCGGAAUGUUCUACUGGUACCGAGCCUACCGGCGACGCAUUAGCCAAGAGUGGGAGAGCAGCAUGAAGAAGCGCAAGCCAAAAGCCGGCGGGCUGGACUGCAGCGACGCCUGCGCCAUCAUGAUGGACGACGACAGGUCGGACAGCAGCUCGACGCACGCCAACCACCUGAACCACAACACCGAUCCACUGCCCAUAGAGCUGGAUAUGCUGGUGGGAAAGGGUCGCUUCGCCCAGGUGUACAAGGCCAAGCUGAAGCAGACCACCUCAGAUCAGUUUGAGACGGUGGCUGUGAAGAUCUUCCCCUACGAGGAGUACGCCUCCUGGAAGAACGAGAAGGACAUCUUCUCCAAUACGGACCUCCGGCACGAGAACAUCCUCCACUUCCUGACGGCUGAGGACAGGAGGGUGGAGAAACAGUACUGGCUCAUCACCGCCUUCCACCACAGAGGAAACCUACAGGAGCACCUGACGCGUCACGUGAUCAGCUGGGAGGAGCUGCAGGUGCUGGGCAUGUGUCUGGCCCAGGGCGUCGCCCACCUGCACAGUGACCGCCUCCUCUGUGGACGCCCUAAGGUGCCCAUAGUCCAUCGAGACCUGAAGAGCUCCAACAUCCUGGUGAAGAACGACCUGACGUUGUGCCUGUGUGACUUUGGGCUGGGACUCCGCUUGGACAGCACUCUGACUGUGGAUGACCUUGCCAACAGUGGGCAGGUGGGCACGGCGCGUUACAUGGCUCCGGAAGUGCUGGAGGCCCGACUCAACCUGGAGAACAUCGAGUCCUUCAAACAGACCGACAUCUACUCCAUGGCCCUUGUGCUUUGGGAGAUGACGUCCAGGUGUGAAGCCGUCGGAGAGGUGAAGGACUACGAGCCAGCGUACGGCUCCAAGGUGCGAGAGCACCCCUGUGUGGAGAGCAUGAAGGACAGCGUGCUGAGGGACAGAGGACGACCCGAGAUCCCCGACACCUGGAUCAGACAUCAGGGCGUGGCGGUGAUCUGCGCCACCAUCACGGAGUGCUGGGACCACGACCCCGAGGCCCGGCUCACCGCCCACUGCGUCGCCGAGCGCAUCUCAGAGCUGGAGGACGAGAUGGACAAGCUGUCCAGCCGCAGCUCCUCGGCGGAGAAGAUCCCCGCAGAGCUGAAGAUCCCCAUGGAGGUGGGGAUCCCCGGGGAGGAGGUGAAAAUCUCCCAGAUACAGGACGUCUCCGCCGCGGACUGCUCAGUGAGCGACGAGAAGUGAGAAGGGGGGACCGGACCUUUUUUAGUUUUAAUUCCCCAACAAGGGCACUUAUUCUGGAGUCAGGAGUUGAGCUCCUGGACGUCCCGGGACAGCGUCAUAUCUUACUCUACCCCAGGAAAAAAAACAAUCACAAGAGACUGUGGGUGACGCUUUUGGGCUUCACCGCUUUUAAACGCGCAACAACUUGCCUUAAUCAGCUGAAAAGCUAAAGAGCCAAAAAAAAAGAAAGCCAAAGUUAACUGGAAGCUUCCAAAGAUGCACAGAGAAAGAUGUUUUUUGUUUCUUUUUUAUAUUCUCUCUGAGCAGAAAGGUCACUCUCUUAACGAGAGACAAACAUGGCGAUAACUGUUAAACCAAAGACAUUUCAUGUGCACUUUACCGUGAGACACUUCUGUGUCCAAAAGUGUCUUUGACUUUGAGCCAAAGUGUCAGCGGAGAUGUGGCCUUAACACUAAUGAUGCUGUGGACUCCGUCCGCAACCAGCAAGGAAUCCAAAGGAGUGUGUCUGUGUGUGUGUGUGUGUGUGUGUGUGUGUUUUACCCAGCUAUACUUACAACCUUGUUUGCCACAAAAAACAAGCACAAUGUAAAUAGAGACAGUGACUGUACAUAAGAGACAAAUCAAGCCCAAACAAAAGGGAAACGUGAUCCUACGACUUCUAUUUGAUCGCGGAGAUUAACAGACUUCAUAGAGAUGUAUUUUUAAAAAAUAACUUUGUGUUGUUUCUAUAUCAACGGGUGUGCCGAAAUCUGUUGCCUUUCCUCAAUGUGUGUCAUUUGUAAAAUAUUUGUAAAUCUUUUUAUGAAAUUAAAGAUAUUUCUGUAUACUGA
Anarrhichthys ocellatus (wolf-eel) is the source of this 2731-nucleotide messenger RNA. RefSeq names its product TGF-beta receptor type-2-like. NCBI's taxonomy places the organism in Eukaryota, Metazoa, Chordata, Actinopteri, Perciformes, Anarhichadidae. Bases 150 to 1901 code for a protein of 583 amino acids. Gene Ontology annotation, biological process: heart development; protein phosphorylation; cell surface receptor protein serine/threonine kinase signaling pathway. Gene Ontology annotation, cellular component: signaling receptor complex; plasma membrane. The transcript is spliced from 10 exons. Gene Ontology annotation, molecular function: metal ion binding; ATP binding; transforming growth factor beta receptor activity, type II. The record is from RefSeq and is a predicted model, not a curated record.